CUUCUCUUUCAACUCCCUCUUCUCAAAACCCUUCGAAAAACCCUAAAUUUCAUACAAAUUGGAUUACCAGUCUUCUUCUUCAUCAUCUCUUACUGAUCUGAACUGAGCAAAGUUUGGGAAUUUACCUAACAUUACAAAGUAAGGUUCACUUUCUUCAACUUUCUCGAUUUUUUGUGCAUUUCUUUUUCUGGGUUUUAUUGAUCCUUUGAUACUUAGCUGAACUAAGUUAAGAAACGAUUUGAUUGAACAUGGAUUUUACUAGGAGGAGAAGAUUAUUGAAGAAAGGAUCUUCCUUUUAUUGUAAUCAAUAAGAACAAAUCUAUAUUUGAAUGUAGAAACUACAGAACGUUUGGGUGUUAUAUUUGAACACUCUUUAAGGGUUUGAUAAAAUGCCCCAAUGGAAAAGUAUCCACUGACAUUUUGAUGUAUUUGGGUACUUCGUUGCUGAAGUUAAAGAUAAUAUGAAGAAGAAAUUUGUAUGCUUUAUUGGUUCUAACCAUGAGUUCAAUGGUUCUAUUUGGUCGAAGAAUCAGUUUAAGAUUUUCAGAUUAUCGGUGUAUUUCGCGGUUCAUUUGCGAUGAUAGCAGCUUUAGAAACAAUGGUUAUAAGGAUGGUGUUUUUAGAGAUGAGGAGUUUAAUAAGAAAAAUUCAGUAUUUGGUUUUGAUUCGGAUGGAAACGAUAUUGUAGAAGAGAUCUUAUUAGGGGUUCCGCCGUCAAGUAACGAGGAUGAAGAAACUGAUGGAGAGUAUUUCUUGUCUAAGCGGAGGUUAUUACCUGAUUAUGUAUCGGAUACUGAUAGAGUGUUCAAGAUUCUUCAACAAGAUGGGAUAGGUUUUAAUACCAUUCUGGAACUUAAUAAUUUAGGGUUGAAUGUCUCGAACAAUCUAGUUAGAGAAGUACUUUUAAGGAUUUUAAAGAGUGUCAAUCAUACUAAUAAGUUAAGGUGUGCUCGGCUGGCAUACAAGUUUUUCAGGUGGUCAGCUCAGCAGGAAAAUUACAGGCACACUACGAAUGCGUACCAUUUGGCUAUGAAGAUAUUUGCAGAUUGUCAGGUACUUAAUGUCAUGAAGAAAGUAUACUAUGAGAUGACAGAGAAUAAUUAUCAAAUAACAGCAAGAACGUUUAAUAUAUUAAUAAGUGCUUGUGGUGAGGUGCGUAGUGCAAGGAGCACGAUAGAGAGUUUUAUCAAGUCAGAAAAUUUUCACCAUAGGCCAUUCAAACAUUCAUUUAAUGCCAUUUUACAUUCGCUUCUUGUGAUGAACCAAUACCAACUGAUAGAGUGGGUUUACAAGGAAAAGCGAAACGGAUUCCCACCUGAUAUUUUAACUUAUAAUAUACUUUUGUGUACAAAGUAUAGGUUGGAAAAUUUUGAUCAGUUUUAUGCGUUGCUUGAAGAGAUGGGUAGAAAUGGGUUUGUUCCAGAUCUUCAUACGUACAAUAUCCUUCUCCAUGUGUGUGCAAAAGCUAAUAAACCGGUUAGUGUGCUUCAGCAGUUGAAUGACAUGAGAAAUGCAGGUUGUGAUCCAAGUGUUCUUCACUUUACCUCAAUAAUAGAUGGCUUUGGUCGGGCUGGAAAUCUGUUUGCGUGCGAGCAUUUUCUCGAAGAGAUGGUAAAGACAGGUUGUUUGCCUGAUGUAGUAUGCUAUACUGUCCUGAUUAGAGUAUACAUUGAGGCAGGAGAUCUCGAGAAGGCCCAGGAUAAGUUUGAUGAGAUGUUUGUUAAGGGACAGCUACCCAAUGUAUUUACGUAUAGUACUAUGAUUCGCGGGCUUUGUAUCGCAGAGAAGUUUGACAAGGCACAUACCAUGCUUCAGGAAAUGGAAUCCAGAGGUUGCAAUCCAAAUUUUGUAGUGUAUAGUACUCUAGUGUAUCAUAUGAGAAAAGCUGGAAGGUUGACUGAAGCUGAUGAAAUAAUAAGACAGAUGGUGGAGAAGGGGCGCUAUACCCAUCACCUCUCAGAGUUCAAGAUGUAUAAGUAUAGGCGUUGAAGCUUUAUGUCGUGCAUUAGCUGCAAGAUAAGUCUUUGGAGUGGAACCCAUCUAGUAGAGGCUCUGCGAUCGAGUUUCCAAUAGGUAACUGAGUGAGCAUUCAUAUCUGCUUCCUCUCUUGGAUUAGUUAGAAACCAAGUCUCCCAGAGAAGCUCGCAGCAACAAAUGGUGAAUCUGGACCAUAUUGAAAAAGAAGAGAAAACCCCUCUCAAUGCCAGUUGCAAUUGUUGGGAAGCAUGUGUCUCAUUCUGACAGUUUGAUCAUAAAGCUAUAUCAAUUGUGGAUUGCACAUCAUUGAAGGCUUGGAUUCGUAGCCAGCUUCAGCACUACUCUUACAGAAAGAUCAAAUUCAGUAUGGUUUGUCUUUCCAACAUCUCGGAGCCUUUGGAUAUAAAUUCUUCUUCUUCCACAUCUUGGGUUUGUCUGGUCAUUCUGAAUACUUGGCAUGCUUGUUCCUUGAACCAGGUCCCAUAACCUCCAGGGGAUUCAAAACUCUUCUGCGGGUAGUUUUCAGUUCUGACAUCUCGAGUGUACCACUCACCCCAUUACUAUCUCUAGGAAGUCUUGUGAGUUCAUAUUUACUAUCUGUAUAGCAGCCUUUCUUCAUUCUUGGUACAAUGGAAUUUUUCGAUAGUGUUAGAGAAACAGGAAUCCAGAAUACAAUGUGAGAUUUAAAUUUUACAUUUUUGGAACUGUAAGGUUUGUGACAUUGUAACAAUAAAAACUAGAAAAAAAUAA
Messenger RNA from Papaver somniferum (opium poppy), 2727 nucleotides. Its product is annotated as pentatricopeptide repeat-containing protein At3g60050-like. The record is from RefSeq and is a predicted model, not a curated record. Gene Ontology annotation, molecular function: protein binding. Bases 499 to 1989 code for a protein of 496 amino acids. NCBI's taxonomy places the organism in Eukaryota, Viridiplantae, Streptophyta, Magnoliopsida, Ranunculales, Papaveraceae. The transcript has a single exon.